UGUCUGAGUUGAGCGCUCGCUUAACUCACACUAGAACGGCGGCAGGGCUUCACGGCGCGAGCUUGUCAGUCGAGUCUUGUGUAAUCGUGCUCGACGCGAUGACGAACGCCGGCGCGGCGGCGCUCGGGGCGCGCACGGCCCGCGCCUGCGACGGCUGCAUGCGGCGGCGGGCGCGGUGGCACUGCGCGGCCGACGACGCCUACCUGUGCCAGGCAUGCGACGCCUCCGUCCACUCGGCCAACCCGCUGGCGCGGCGGCACCACCGGGUGCGCCUCUCCUCGGCCUCGUCGUCCACCUCCUCCUCCCUUCCGCGCGUCGACCCCGACGACCCCGCGUGGGUGCACGGGCUCAAGCGCCGGCCGCGCACGCCGCGGUCCAAGCCCGGGGUGACGAGCAAGCACGACGCGCCCGCCCCCGCGGUGGCGGUGCCCGAUCUCGAGGCGGAGGAUUCCGGGUCCGGCAUAGUGGGCGACAACGGCGACGUCCGCGCGGGGGAGGAGGAGGAGGUCUACGACGAGGACCUGCUGUACCGCGUGCCCGUGUUCGACCCCAUGCUCGCCGAGCUCUACAACCCCGUGCCGGCCGACGAGGGCGCGGACCUGCUCGAACAGAAGCCCGCCGCCUGCUGCUUCGCGUCGCUUGCCGAUCAGCCGUCGGCGGAGUGCGCCUCCGGCCUGGCGGACGGGUUCUCCGGGUUCGACGUCGUGCCGGACAUGGAGCUCGCCAGCUUCGCCGCCGACAUGGAGAGCCUGCUCAUGGGAGGGGUCGAGGAAGGCUUCGACGAUCUGCGGUUCUUGGACGAGGAGAAGCCCCACAUGAACCUUGACUUCGACAUGGACAUGGACUUCGAUGACCAGACAACCGCGGCGCCGGCGCCGGAGCAACAAGAGGACAGGAAAAGGAAGCGGCCGGACUCGGAGAAGAUUCUUAAGCUCGACUACGAGGGGGUCAUCGACUCGUGGGCCCGUGACGGCGGCUCGCCGUGGUUCCACGGCGAGCGCCCUCAAUUCGAUCCGAAUGAUUCCUGGCUGGACCUCACGGCCGGUAGCCGGGGAUUCGGACUUGGCGCGGCGGUGACGCCGGUGACGGGCGGCGAGCGGGAGGCCCGGGUGUCGCGGUACCGUGAGAAGCGGCGGACGCGGCUGUUCGCCAAGAAGAUCCGGUACGAGGUGCGCAAGCUCAACGCCGAGAAGCGGCCGCGGAUGAAGGGCCGGUUCGUCAAGCGCACCGCGCUGCCUCCGCUGCCGCCGCGGCCGCCGAUGAUGGUCGUCGCGCCCCACGGCCACGGCGGGGCGCACGGGCGCUUCCGUUUUUGAAAGCAAGCGCUCCAUCCAUCGUCCGUGGAUGCAGCUGCAUGCAUGCCUGUGCAUGCAUCCUCGCCGCUGCUUGAAUGAUCUGCUAAUAAAUACUUCACGUAUGUAGAUGUUCUCUUCUCUUAGUUACUUUCAAAAUUGGGAGUGUAGCGUUAGUUUUUAAGCAGAAUCCUGUGUGAAUUAGGACGCCCUCACUACGUACUCUGAAUAUACUUGCAGCAUUUCAUGUGCAAAGUUAUACUAGCCUGAUUAAAUAUGUAUUUGUACAUAGGGAAUUAGGGAUCCCUUGUAUUUGUAUAUAUGGUUAGGUUUGGUAUUUU
This is a messenger RNA of Lolium rigidum, 1633 nucleotides long. Its product is annotated as zinc finger protein CONSTANS-LIKE 16-like. Gene Ontology annotation, biological process: regulation of DNA-templated transcription. NCBI's taxonomy places the organism in Eukaryota, Viridiplantae, Streptophyta, Magnoliopsida, Poales, Poaceae. Gene Ontology annotation, molecular function: protein binding; zinc ion binding. The record is from RefSeq and is a predicted model, not a curated record. The coding region runs from base 99 to 1316 and encodes 405 amino acids. Gene Ontology annotation, cellular component: nucleus. The transcript is spliced from 2 exons.